GGCGGGGCCAAACUACAGUUUACAGUUCAUUCAUUGCAAACAACACAACACAACAGGGCUAGCUGCAAAUCAUGGCAGUGAAGAAAGGAAAAGACACCACUACAGAGGACAUAUACCAUGCUUGUAGGAUAGGGGAUGACCUCUUUAUAAAGGAAUGGGUCCUCAAUCCUGAGAAUGACAUCAACACAUCUGAUCAACAUGGCUUCACUCCUCUACAUUAUGCCUGCUCUCAUGGCCUCACUAAUAUUGUUGAUUACCUCCUCACUCAUGGGGCCAGGAAUGACAUCCUUAACAUGGGAGGAGACUCUAUACUUCACUUGGCAGUUGCUCAUGGAAAAUACGAUGUGGUUUUAAGAUUGAUGAAGACUGCUCCUGAUCCUAAUAUCUGCAAUGAGCAUGGGAACACUCCAUUACAUUAUGCAGCAUUCUGGAACUACAUAGGAAUAUGUGAGGUACUAGUCAAACAAGGUGCAGUGAUUGCUAUAGCUAAUAAGCAAGGUGACACUGCCUACUCUAAGGCCAGACCAACACUUAAGCGUAAGCUGCAAGGUUUGGCUGAUGAGUUUGGUCAAAGUCUUGUUACUAUACCACAUAGAAAGUCUCUUUCAACAAAGACAAAGAAAGAUUUUCUUGAGUUCCGACAGAGACAAAUGGAGAUUGAGCAACGUCAGGUGACAAUGUCACUCAAAAUAGAAGAGGAUCAGUUUGGGGAGGUAUGGAAAGGCUCAUGGAGCGGUCACACUGUUCAUGUGAAGAAGCUCUUUGCUAAACACGAUGUCUUCUCCUCUCAAACAGUACAAGAAACCUUUCCAAGGGAAUAUCCUAAACUAAGGAUCCUGACCAAUGAGAACAUAUCCCCAUUGCUUGCUGUUAUACUAGAGCCACAGAUUCACCUCAUCACAAUGCACUAUCCACUAGGAACACUCUAUCACAUCCUUCACGAUAUGGACUCAGAGGUCCGUAUCAAUAUACAAGAAGGAGUAAAACUAGCAAAGGACAUAUGUCAUGGAAUGAGACACAUUCACUCCUUAGAGCCAAUCGUCAAUAGGUUCCACCUCAAUCCUUAUAACAUAGUUGUUGACAAUGAUCUCACAGCUAAAAUUGAUUUAUCUCGCUAUCGAUUCUCUUUCAUGGACUCCAACCACAUGUAUCAUCCUCAGUGGUGUGCACCAGAACUUCUCCAGAAGCGUCCUGAUGAAGUGGACAAGAGAGCUGCUGACAUGUAUAGCUUUGCUGUUAUACUGUGGGAGAUUGCCACUGGAAAGAUACCAUAUGCUGGUCUCUCGCCAAUGAUGGCUGGCUUCAAGAUAGCGAAGGAGAAUGCCCGGCCAGUAGUUCCACAGUUUGUCAACUCGCACAUUCAAAGAAUCAUUGAUAUCUGCUGGAAUGCUGAUCCUGGAAAGAGACCGAAAUUCGACCGAAUUGAGCCAAUCAUGGAGAAAUUAAACGUAUCAUAAAACUGAACACAAGAGAGCUGAUUGCUCUUGCUAAUUGUCAUAAUGUUUAGUGCUCUUUACUUAUUAUACUGAUAUAGAGGUAUGCUACUACCUGUAGUGUAGCUACUAGCAUUAAGAAUCUUCAAUAUGGCUCUUUUACUUCUUAACAAUUAUUACUAGAAUAACAUUUCAAAAUUUAUUUUUUGUCCUUCUUAAUUAUUUUUGAUGAUGAUGAUGAUGAAAUUGAAA
Molecule: messenger RNA, 1685 nt
Organism: Amphimedon queenslandica
Lineage: Eukaryota; Metazoa; Porifera; Demospongiae; Haplosclerida; Niphatidae
Product: integrin-linked protein kinase-like
Exons: 14
Coding region: 72-1457 (461 amino acids)
Biological process (GO): integrin-mediated signaling pathway; substrate adhesion-dependent cell spreading; cell-matrix adhesion
Cellular component (GO): stress fiber; focal adhesion
Molecular function (GO): protein serine/threonine kinase activity; ATP binding; protein binding
Source: RefSeq, a predicted model, not a curated record